AUGUCUUCUUGUGAGGGGUUCAACAACCCCAUCAUUCCGGGCUUCAACCCAGAUCCUUCCAUCUGUCGAGUAGAUGACGACUACUUUUUAGUCACUUCUACAUUUGAAUAUUUCCCAGGCAUUCCAGUCUACCACAGCAAAGAUCUUCUACAAUGGGAGCUUAUUGGUCAUGUCAUUACAAGACAUUCGCAAAUUAAUAUGCGAACAACUGAGCCCUCUGGUGGUUUAUGGGCACCGACAAUUCGCUAUCACAAAGCACGAUUUUAUGUAUCUGUAGGAUGCACACAUCGUUUCCGACCGAAGGAAUGGGAUAUUGUGAUUCCUCGUGGAUUCUAUGUUUCCACAUCAGACAUAUGGGAUUCAUCUUCAUGGUCUGACCCAACUUUCUUUGACGUCCCUGGAAUUGAUCAAGAUCUAUUUUUCGAUGACAAUGGCAAAGUGUAUUUUUCUGCUGUGAACAUGAUCAUCGAUCCCAAGGUCAAGAAGCAUGGUCUCGGGCUGGCAACCUUCACCGUUGAGAUCGACCUUGCUACUGGUCGGUGCCUCGGGCCUGCAGAAUGGAACCGACUGUCAGAUUUCGGGAUUGGUAUUGCAGAGGGUCCUCACAUCUUUAAAAAGGACGGCUAUUACUACUUGACUACUGCCGAAGGUGGCACCGAUGAAGGUCACCAACAGUGGAUUUUCCGCAGUACCGAAGGGCCAUUUGGUCCGUGGGAAGUAGGUCCCGAGGGAUCUGUCAAUCCAAUUAUUUUCAAUAAUGAUCAUCCUCAAAUCCGCAAUACGGGACACUUGGACUUCAUUGAGACCCCCAAUGGGAAAUGGUUUGCCGUGUUUUUGGGAGUCCGGCCUCAAGGUGAGAAGUCCGAACUUCCUUCACAACUCGGUCGGGAGACAUUCAUGAGUCCUGUUGAAUGGAUUGAUGGAUGGCCAAUUGUCAAUGAGCGACAGCCUAUCAGUCUUCAUAUAAAAGGAGAGAAUAUGCAGGUUAUUCCCCGGCCACAAAUUUGGAGAGAUGACUUUGAAAAGCCAACACUUCAGCUUGGCUGGUAUCAUCUGCGAACUCCGUUGAAACAUGAUUAUUCUUUGUCAGAGCGACAGGGGUCACUGAGUCUUUACGGAAAUGCCUAUCGUAUUGACAGCUCCGAAUGCCCUUCUAUGCUUCUACGGAAGCAAACCUGCUUCUCUGGCGACUGGAAAGUCAAAUUGCAAUUCCAGCCAACGAAUGCUGGUCAUGAAGCAGGGGCAGCGAUUUGGUGGUCUCAAUUUGCUCAUGCUUCGAUCGGACUGAGAAAGCCAUUUGAUGAAGAUAAUUCAGGACUCGAGAUGGUAGCACGUUGUUACGAUGAGACUGAAGAUCAGUUUAAGGAAUAUAAGCACCAACUAGAGCUUGAAGAUAAUUCGGUUGAAAUUCUUAUUCGCGCACAACCUACGCGCUGGGCGAAAUAUCCAGCAAAGCACUGA
Penicillium malachiteum is the source of this 1461-nucleotide messenger RNA. RefSeq names its product glycoside hydrolase family 43 protein. NCBI's taxonomy places the organism in Eukaryota, Fungi, Ascomycota, Eurotiomycetes, Eurotiales, Aspergillaceae. The coding region runs from base 1 to 1461 and encodes 486 amino acids. The transcript is spliced from 5 exons. Gene Ontology annotation, biological process: carbohydrate metabolic process. The record is from RefSeq and is a predicted model, not a curated record. Gene Ontology annotation, molecular function: hydrolase activity, hydrolyzing O-glycosyl compounds.